CCGGGAGGGUGUUUUGCUUCUGGUGCUUCUGCCCUGGGGUCGCGAUGCAGGACCUCAAGGCGCUAGGGGUGCGGAGCAUCAUCGUGACGAGCGGGACUCUAAGCCCCCUUUCUUCUUUCGGGAACGAGUUGCGACUGCCCUUCGAGGUGCAGGUCGAAAACCCGCACGUUAUUGGCCCUGAACAGGCGUGGAUCGGAACCCUAGGCAGAGGACCGACGAGCGUGACCCUGAACAGCUCCUACGCCAACAGGGACAACGACAGCUACAAGGACGAGCUGGGGGCGACGCUGGCGAACCUUUGCCGCAUCGUGCCAGGCGGCGUUCUGGUCUUCUUUUCCACGUAUCGCACGAUGAACGACUGCGUUCAUCGGUGGAAGCACUUCUCCAACGGCAAGGCCUGGGCCAGAAUAAUGGCGCACAAGGAACCCAUGAUAGAGCCUCGCACCGCCGCAGACCUCAAGGCGGUGAUGGAGGAGUACGACGCGAAGAUCGAAAACACCGGGGGCGCCGUGUUUCUGGCGGUUUGUAGGGGCAAGGUAAGCGAGGGCAUGGACUUCUCGGACGGCAGAGCGCGCUGCGUCGUGGUGACCGGCAUCCCCUAUGCGCCGGCAAUGGACCCCAAGGUGGUGCUGAAGAAGAAGUACAUGUCGGAGUCCUUGCUGCCUCCAGGUGUUGCGAGAGUGACAGGCGACGAGUGGUACCAGCAGCAGGCCUCUCGAGCCGUGAACCAGGCCAUCGGUCGAGUCAUCCGGCACCGGCUCGACUACGGUUGCGUGGUGCUCUGCGACUCGAGGUUCGCCGAGGACCGCAACCGCAAGAGCCUCUCCCUCUGGGCCCGGCCGUUCGUGAGGGAGUGCAGCGGCUUCGGCAAGGUGGCCGCCGACCUGACCAAGUUCUUCAAGGCCUGCGCGGCGAACCCGAGACUGAAGCACGUCGACACGCCCAGGGCUAGCAAGCCUACGCCGGCGGCCCCCAGCCACGGUCGUCCACAGCCACCAUCGUCUUCGUCGUCUUCUCCUUCGUACGCACGGGCGAGGCCGGCGGCAGCGUUGGGGCCGGGGGGGCUACCGCCUUCAUCUUCGCUGCAAGACGUCGGGGACAUUGUGAAGUCUGUGGUUGGGGAUCCGGGGGGAGGUACGCGGCAGAGAGUUGUUCGCGAGGGGGGGGGCGGCGGCGGAGGCAGCACGCCUGCUGCGCCUCUAGGCUUGCUCGACGCGCUCAAGGCGUCAUGGAGGUCCACCGACGGGGGCGCCGUAGUAUCGGACCAAAGCAGCACGAGGGGGGAUAGUAGCAGCGCUACGAUGGCUGCGUUUUCAUCAUCGGAACGUAGCGCAGGCGGGAGUGGGUCCGCGGCUGGGAAUGGCGGCGGUGGUGUCGGCAGAGCCGAUGAAGCCCGAGGAAGUGGAGGUGGGUGGGACUCUGUUCCGUUGUCUCAGCGGCUGGCCACGGCUUCGGUGGAGGGAAAGGCCUCCGGCGGUGCGGCGGGGGCGGCAACCCCGGGUACCACAGGAGUGAAGCCCACCAAGCAGCAGCAGCAGCAGCAGCAGAAAAAGCAGGGUGGUCGGCUUUGUGGGCUCGGCGGGCAACGCACCGUGGGGGGGGGAGGCUCUGGUGGUGGUGGUGCUGCUGCUGACAACAGCGUGGCGCGUGCUGAAGGCUCUUCUGUUUCGUCCAAACCACGGCCGAGACCGGGUGUGGGUGUCGAAGAUCGCCGACCUAUACCAAGAAGCGCAGGUAGUGGGAGGGCAGACAACAGCGGCGGCGGCGGUGACGGCGGCGGUCCCGGCGGCGACGGUGGCAGGGCAGGGGUGGGAAGUUCCCGAAGGCGCGAGCUGGCGGCUGUGCUGGUGGAGUUGAAGAGGAACGUUGCGCCGGGAGCGUUCGAGUUGUUUCGCUCUCGCGCAAGGGCACUCAAGGCAGGAGGCGCGCUUGAUGCCCCGGACACUGCGCUGGAUGCCCUGAAGGGGGUACUCGAGGUUCUCUUGCUCGCCCCGCCCGAGCUGAAGUUGCCCCAGCGAUUCGCUCCGAGCAUUCCCGAUGAAUACGUGGCGGACUACGCGGCCCUGGUAGCUAGGCGGUGUGACGGUGCCGCCUCAUCAGGAGGCAAGCUCAAAAGCCCGCGGGGCUGUCACCGCUACGACCGCCGAACCAAGCAAGACGUACGCAAUGGGGAGGGGGACGACACCCAGAAGACGAAACGUCCCAUGGAUAGUCGAAACGGGGAAAAGCAUAGAGUAAGCGGUAGUAGCAAGCGUGAAGGGGCUGAUCAAGGCGUACGGAAUGUCGCGAACCGUGCCGGCGAAGCAGGGGUGAGUAGUAAUGGCAAGAGCGCUGCAGGAGGAGGAGGAAGCAUCAGCGGCAGCAGCAAGAGUGCUCCUAUCGCGAGGCCCGGCGCCAAGCACAGGGACGACCAGCACCAGCAGCAGGUCCCGAAAAUGCACGGGCGGCCUGGGGAAGCAACAAGAAGAAGCCAGCAGUAUCCGCCAAAGCCGAGAGGGAACUCCGCAGGAGGAUCAUCAAGGUCCGCAGAGGAAGGGUCUGACGCAGCAACCAGUAACAGCACGAGCAAGCGGGCGCGUUUGAUGGCGACCGGCGGCGACGGGGUGGGGAAAAUGCCUCGAAAAUCGCCAGCGGUGGUUGUGGCUGCAGCAGCGGCGGCGGCGAGGCAGAGGGGGGCCGCUGCGAAGGACAAUUACGAGAAGGGCGGCGGUGGAAGGUUGUCAUCGUCUCGCGGGAGGGGAGAGGGAGCCGUGGCGGAGUUGUUAGCGGCGGUGGGAUCGUCGUGCUCGUCGAAGAGCAAGCAGAAGGAGGCGCAGCCGCCAGCAGGCCGCAGCAAAAAAGCUCACUGAAAAAAAUCAAGUACCCUCGAGGCAGUUACACAGCGUUCAACACAUCCCGUUCGACUGUGUGCAUAUCUUGAAUGGGUAGUCUUUCCGUGGGUAUACUUGUUUUUCCAAAACAGCUCCCUCGCCUUUCGGCGAUUAGACUGGUGUGGUGGCAUUCCACUCUCGAAGCCCUCGGUGAUUGGACUCGUGACAUUUCACCCGGUCAACAACUCGGGGCUGGAAAACAAGUGUGAAAGGCAACAGCAGCUGAUUUGGAGGGCGCGGUGGCCCUGCCCACAAGAGAAAGUGUGUCCAAUCCCUCCCAAGAGGUACCAAGUACGAGGUCAAGGCCAAAUGUUGAGUUUGAGAUGUUGAGGGGGCGUCGCGGGGAGGUCAGAUAGAUAUAGAUUGAUUGUUAAAGCAAUCCGACGAGUAUCGUCGGCGUUGCUAGUCCC
Ectocarpus sp. CCAP 1310/34 is the source of this 3280-nucleotide messenger RNA. The record is from the annotation of a GenBank genome assembly. Lineage: Eukaryota; Phaeophyceae; Ectocarpales; Ectocarpaceae.